ACGUCAGUGGGGAGUUAAUUUUAAAUCGGUACAAGAUGGCGGAGGGGGACGAGGCAGCGCGGAGGCAGCAGCCGCACCAGGGGCUGCGGCGGCGGCGGGGGAUCAGCGACCCAAGCACCGGGGUUAACCACGUCUCGUCCACGACCUUCCUAGGUGAGAAUUAUGAAGAUGAUGACCUAGUAAACUCUGAUGAGGUUAUGAAGAAACCAUGUCCAGUGCAGAUUGUUCUUGCUCAUGAAGAUGACCAUAACUUUGAGCUCGAUGAAGAAGCUUUGGAGCAGAUAUUGCUACAGGAGCACAUACGAGAUCUUAACAUAGUAGUGGUAUCCGUGGCAGGAGCUUUUCGUAAAGGGAAAUCAUUUCUACUGGACUUCAUGCUUAGAUAUAUGUAUAACAAGGAUUCCCAAAGUUGGAUUGGUGGAAACAAUGAACCAUUGACUGGCUUUACAUGGCGAGGUGGUUGUGAGAGAGAAACAACAGGCAUACAAGUUUGGAAUGAAGUAUUUGUGAUCGACAGACCUAAUGGAACAAAAGUGGCUGUGCUGCUAAUGGAUACCCAGGGUGCCUUUGAUAGCCAGUCAACUAUCAAAGACUGUGCAACGGUGUUCGCUCUGAGCACCAUGACUAGCUCUGUCCAGGUAUAUAAUCUGUCUCAGAACAUUCAAGAAGAUGAUCUUCAACACUUGCAAUUAUUUACAGAGUACGGCAGACUUGCAAUGGAGGAAAUCUACCAGAAACCAUUUCAGACAUUAAUGUUUUUAAUUCGGGAUUGGAGUUAUCCUUAUGAACAUUCAUAUGGUUUGGAAGGUGGAAAACAAUUCCUUGAAAAGAGAUUGCAGGUAAAGCAAAAUCAACAUGAAGAGCUACAGAAUGUAAGGAAGCACAUUCACAAUUGUUUCUCAAAUCUUGGUUGCUUCCUUUUGCCACAUCCUGGUCUUAAAGUUGCAACUAAUCCUAGUUUUGAUGGGAGAUUGAAAGAUAUUGAUGAAGACUUUAAACGAGAGCUUCGAAAUCUGGUUCCAUUGCUGCUUGCCCCUGAGAAUUUGGUAGAAAAAGAGAUAAGUGGAUCUAAAGUCACUUGUAGAGAUCUUGUAGAAUACUUUAAGGCUUACAUUAAAAUUUAUCAAGGAGAGGAACUUCCACAUCCAAAGUCCAUGCUUCAGGCAACAGCUGAAGCUAAUAAUCUUGCUGCGGUAGCAGGAGCAAGAGAGAUCUAUUGCAAAAGUAUGGAGCAGGUAUGUGGUGGGGACAAGCCUUACAUUGCACCUUCAGAUCUGGAGCGAAAACACCUGGAUCUCAAGGAAGUGGCGAUUAAACAGUUUCGUUCAGUGAAGAAAAUGGGUGGAGAUGAAUUCUGCCAUCGUUAUCAGGACCAGCUUGAAGCUGAAAUUGAAGAAACCUAUGCAAAUUUUAUAAAGCACAAUGAUGGCAAAAAUAUCUUCUAUGCUGCUCGUACUCCUGCCACACUGUUUGCAGUCAUGUUUGCUAUGUAUAUAAUCUCAGGACUGACUGGCUUCAUUGGCCUAAACUCUAUAGCCGUCUUGUGUAACCUUAUCAUGGGGUUAGCACUGACAUCUCUUUGUACUUGGGCAUAUGUAAAAUACUCUGGGGAGUUCAGAGAAAUUGGAACAAUGAUUGAUCAGAUUGCUGAAACACUAUGGGAACAGGUAUUGAAGCCCCUGGGUGAUAAUUUGAUGGAGGAAAACAUAAGGCAGUCUGUAACAAACUCUAUCAAAGCAGGCCUGACUGACCAGGUGUCUCAUCAUGCCAGAUUAAAGACAGACUGACAGUUCAUCUCCUCAUGGACUCCACUCUCCCUUUCUUUCAUGCUUGCUGUACAAUGAGAACUCAAAUAAAAAUAAACCAAAGUUUACAAUCAACUGUAGAAGUAGUUUAGUAUAACUGGCUUCACAGAUGGCUGCCACAGAGUGUGAAAAUUGUUUGUUGGUUUUAAGCAUUCUGUUCUUGGCUCCUAAGACACGGAGAUUGGCUGAGGAGCGUUAGUUUAUCAUGCACAUUUGUGCCAUGUUUCUUUUAUUUUUUUUCUUCCUUUUAAUCUAAUGUUAGUGAAAUUUGUCUUGUGUAAAAGGAUAUUUCAGGGAAAUAUUUUAAGAAAUCUAUUUAGAGUCUAACACCAGUAUCCCAUUGAAAUUUUAAUUUUAGUGAAGUUAUGAAUCACUGUAUCAAGAAUCAGAUCAGAAUGACAAUGAAGCCUUUAUUGAGCCACUACAUUAAAAGUAUAUAUUGCUUUAUUGCCUUCAAUACCAGUAUUACAUAAGUGCAUGUAUCAGAAAUUUCACAGAAAUUACAUGACAACUCUUGUAGCUAAGAAAGUGAUUCUGAGGUGUACAUUUGUCUUGCCUUUUUAAAUUUAUAAACCUGCCCUAAAAGGAGAUGCAUAUCUGGGAAACUGAACUGUCUUUAUGCAGUUUAGCCUUCAUGUACAUAAAAUAUGCCAUUAAUUUUAUUGGGGGAGAAAUUCCAUCCAAAAAUGUUGCCUACAGCUAUGAGUUAAGAGUGUCUGUACAGUGUGUAGCUUUUAUUUUCUAAAAUCACAGAUAGGGCAUGUAUAUGAAUUAUAAAUAUAUAAAUACGAUUUUGUAUUAAAAGUUUUGUAGUUUAUGGCAAAAUCUGGUUCUGUGGUAGGCUAAGUACAGUCCCUGUGAAGGAAUGUUUGUGGCUCAUGUCAGUGUGUGAAUGCAUAGACAAUUUGAAGUUUUUGAUAUAUUUGUGAUAUUUAUCUUCCUUGAGCACUGCAAUCUCACCCCCAUCCCCAAGGGAAUUCAGUGGGAAUGUUGAUCGUGACUUUGUCCUCUGUUGCAUUUUAAAGUUAUUUCCUGUAAUUUAUUUUCAGUACAUAAUUAAAAAUUUGUUGUAUAUAUAAAA
Molecule: messenger RNA, 2886 nt
Organism: Neogale vison (American mink)
Lineage: Eukaryota; Metazoa; Chordata; Mammalia; Carnivora; Mustelidae
Gene: ATL2
Product: atlastin GTPase 2
Exons: 13
Coding region: 36-1787 (583 amino acids)
Biological process (GO): protein homooligomerization; endoplasmic reticulum organization
Molecular function (GO): GTP binding; GTPase activity
Source: RefSeq, a predicted model, not a curated record